Messenger RNA from Gastrolobium bilobum, 1377 nucleotides. RefSeq lists its product as uncharacterized. The annotation marks the transcript as partial. Lineage: Eukaryota; Viridiplantae; Streptophyta; Magnoliopsida; Fabales; Fabaceae. The transcript has 2 exons. The record is from RefSeq and is a predicted model, not a curated record.
AUGGGUGAAGCCAGUGUGACAAUUCAGGAAGAAGUCAUGGCAGAAAAUAAUGUGCCACCACCACAGAGGACACUGGGAGAUUACAUGACUCCCACAGUCAUUCCACCGAUUGGGAGUGUUGUUCGACCAACUGUGGAGCCUAAUAAUUUUGAGUUGAAACCUGCACUAGUACAAUUGGUGCAGAAGGAACAGUUUGUUGGUACCAGUGCAGAAGAUCCAUAUUUUCACAUUGAAAAUUUCUUACUAUUGAGCGAUACGGUGAAGAUCAAUGGAGUGACCAGAGAUGCCAUCUUGUUAAGGUUGUUCACUCAUUCACUGAAGGAUGAUGCAAGAAGAUGGUUACAAUCAUUACCUCAAGGGAGUAUCACAACUUGGGAUGAUCUUCAGACUAAGUUCUUAGCCCGGUUCUUUUCAGCAUCUAAGAGGGCGAAGUUGAAGGAUGAGAUUACAGGGUUCAAACAUAAAGAAUCAGAGUCUAUCUAUGAAGCCUGGGAGAGGUUCAAGACACUUUUGAGGAAAUAUCCACAACAUGGAAUCAAAGUGUGGAAUCAAGCAGCAAUAUUUCUCCAAGGGUUGACAACCAACACUAGGACAUUGGUGAAUGCCACAGCUGGUGGUUCACUAACAACCAAGACUCCUCAGGAAGCCCUUGACAUCUUUGAAUCUCUGGCAUCUCAAGAUUUUGACAAUGCUACAGUUAGUGACAGAAGAACAGGAAUUAUAAAACUUGAUAGUUAUGAUGCUCUGAAGAGACAUGUUACAGAUGAUUGUGAUCAUGGGGGAUCUGUUGAACAGGCAGAAGUGAACGGGGUAUGGUAUGAUCAAAUGAACCAUAACAACCAGGGGCGAAAUGUAUAUGUUACACCAUGGAAGAAUAAGAAUCAACACCCAGGGUUCAGUUACAGUUCUAAUCAUCAGUUGAAUCCUCCAUUGCAUCCUCCUCCAUCACAUUCUUCACAACAAGGUGAUACUUUUGCUUGGGAGAAAGCUUUUGCCCAGCUAUCAAAGACCACUCAAGAUUAUAUACAAGGGUCAAAUUCUUUCAGGGAAGAAACUUCUGCAUUCAUGCAAGAGACCAAAACAUCAUUCAGGAACCAAGAAGCAUCCAUCCGGAAUUUGGAGACCCAAAUUGGUCAGUUGUCCAGGCAGAUAUCUGAGAGACCACAGGGAAAAUUUCCUGGUGAUACAAUGGUUAAUCCAAAGGAGCAUUGUAAGUCCAUUAUUACAAGAAGCGGGCUUGUGCUUCAACCGGUUAACAAGAAAGUGGAAGAGAAGAAAGUGAGAGAAAAGAAAGAUGAGGAAGAAGUUGUUGUUGAAGAUGUUGUAGUUGAAAAUGAUGAAGUAGAAAAAGUUAAGGAAGAUAAGAAAGAAGAUGAG